UUACAGCCUUGGAGAGACGACAGCCUGGCUUUCUUCGCAGGAAAUCAUGCAGUUUGCAAUCUGGCUGGUUGGACUAAUGUGUCAUCUGUCAGCGCUCGCCCGGGAGACCCUCCAGUACCGACUGCAUCCAAAGCAAGAGAGCUUCAUCAAGCAGCUGUCAUCGUACGAGAUCGUCACGCCGCUCCGCGUCAACGACUUCGGAGAGUCGUUCCCACACAAGCUGCACUACAGGAGGAGACGGAGGAGCGUGGACGACGAGCUGUCGGGCUUGCGGGUUCACUACAGGGUCGAUGCGUUCGGGGAGCGCUUCCACCUCAACCUGACGGCGGACUCCGGCUUCAUCGCCCCCUCCUACGCGGUGACACACUUGGGAGCGGAGCGCAGCUCCGACGCGGACUCCCGCUUCCAGGACCCGGCCGACAUGCGCCACUGCUUCUUCCGCGGACACGUCAACGCCACGGGCGCGUACCCCGCAGUCUUCAGCCUGUGCACCGGCCUGAUCGGAACGUUUACAACACAACAUGGCGAAUACUUCUUGGAACCUCUUUUAACCUCUGAGGGGGAGGAAUAUGAUGAGGAACACAACAAACCCCACCUGGUGUACCGACACGAGAGGAAGAGGAACAUCUCGAACUCUGACAACAGCGCGGGGCCCUGUGCUGCCUCAGAAGAAUCCAAAAGGCCGGUCUCCUAUGAGGAGAGAGGAAACAUGGGAGAGGAGCUGGACUCCCUUAGAGCGACAAUCGACGAUCAACGCGGCCAUGAAAACAACUCCACCGACGUGCAUCCCAGAUCUCCUCGCAGACGCAAGCGCUUCCUCUCCUACCCUCGCUACGUGGAGCUGAUGGUGACAGCCGACGCCAAAAUGGUUCGCCAUCAUGGACGCAACCUGGAGCACUACAUCCUAACAAUCAUGUCAGUAGUAGCGGCGGUGUACAGGGACCCCAGCGUCGGAAACCUCAUCAACAUCGUGAUCGUCAAGCUGGUUGUCGUCCACAAUGAGCAGGAAGGCCCCACGGUCAGCUUCAACGCCGCCACCACGCUCCACAACUUCUGCGUCUGGCAGCAGAGCCAGAACGUCCAGGACGACAGCCACCCCUCCCACCACGACACCGCUCUGCUCAUCACCAGGGAAGAUAUCUGUCGGGCCAAAGAUAAAUGUGACACUUUGGGCCUCGCAGAGCUGGGGACCAUGUGCGAUCCGUACCGGAGCUGCUCCAUCAGCGAGGAAAACGGUAUCAGCGCUUCCUUCACCAUCGCUCACGAACUGGGCCAUGUGUUCAACAUGCCUCAUGACGACAACCCCAAGUGCCGGGAGGCGGGCAUGAAGCACCAGUAUCACGUCAUGGCUCCCACCCUCAACUAUGACACCAAUCCCUGGUCUUGGUCCAAGUGCAGCCGCAAGUACAUCACAGAGUUUCUCGACACUGGCUAUGGCGAAUGCCUCCUUGAUGAACCUGUUGCCAGGACUUAUGAGCUUCCCACCCUCCUCCCCGGUCAGAUCUACAAUGCCAACAGACAGUGUGAACUGAUGUUCGGCCCCGGCUCUCAGAUUUGCCCCUACAUGAAGCAGUGCAAGCGGCUGUGGUGCACGAGCGCGGAGGGCGACCAUAAGGGCUGUCGAACGCAGCACAUGCCACUGGCUGAUGGCACUGAAUGUGGACUUGGAAUGUACUGCAGACAUGGAAUGUGUGUAAACAAGGAGUUAGACCUUCAGCCGGUCCAUGGGGAGUGGGGUCCCUGGGGUCCUUACAGCGUUUGCUCCAGAUCCUGUGGUGGAGGAACGAGAAGCACCACCAGAGACUGCAACAAGCCUGAGCCCAGAAAUGGCGGUAAGUUCUGCGUGGGCCGCAGGAUGAAGUUCCGCUCCUGCAACACUGAGCCGUGCCCGCGAGGGCGGAAAGACUUUCGGGAAGAGCAAUGCUCCCACUUUGACGGCAAGCACUUCAACAUCAACGGUCUACCUCCCACCGUCCGCUGGGUCCCCAAAUACAGUGGCAUACUCAUGAAGGAUCGGUGUAAGCUCUUCUGCCGGGUGGCUGGCACCAUGGCGUACUACCAGCUGAAAGACCGCGUCAUCGACGGCACGCCGUGUGGACCAGACACCUACGACAUCUGCGUUCAAGGCCUCUGCAGGCAAGCGGGCUGUGACCAUGUACUCAACUCGAAGGCCAGAAAUGACAAGUGUGGAGUGUGUGGUGGGGACAACUCUUCGUGUAAAACUCUGGCCGGGACCUUCAAUGAUGCUCAAUAUGGUUACAACACGGUGGUGCGGAUCCCAGCUGGAGCCACCAACAUCGACAUCAAACAGGUCAGCUACUCUGGAAAGCCAGAAGACGACAACUACCUCGCUUUAUCUGACAGCCAGUCCAACUUCCUCCUCAACGGGAACUUUGUGGUGGCCAUGUUCAAAAGGGAAAUCACUUUCAAGGGAACCGUCAUCGAGUACAGUGGCUCCGACACGAAAGUGGAACGGAUCAACUGCACUGACCGCAUCGAGGAGGAGCUCAUUUUACAGGUCCUGUGCGUGGGAAACCUCUACAACCCAGACGUACGUUACUCCUUCAACAUCCCCAUCGAGGAGCACCGGGAGCAGUUUGUGUGGGAUCCCUCGGGCUCCUGGCUCGAGUGCAGCCGCAUCUGUCAGGGCGAGCGGCGUCGGAAGGCGGUAUGCGUGCGUAAGAGCGAUCACCUGGAGGUGUCGGACCAACGCUGUGAACAUUUACCUCGUCCUGUUGCUGUGACUGAGCCUUGCAACACGGAGUGUGAAGUCAGGUGGCACGUGGCCGGGAAGAGCGAGUGUUCGGCCAAAUGCGGCCCGGGCUUCCGCAGCCUGGACGUUCAGUGUAUGAAGUACAGCCGGAUGAAGAGGCAGAGCGACAGGGUGGAGGCCAGCGCCUGCGGGGACAGCGCCAAGCCGCAGACCAGGGAGUCCUGUCACGGAGACUGUCUGCUCAAGAGCUGGCAGUACAGCGCCUGGUCACAGUGCUCCAAGACGUGCGGGCGUGGGAGUCGGAGCAGAGAGUCGUACUGCAUGAACAAUCUGGGCCGGCGGCUGGUGGACCGGGAGUGCAGCGAGUACCAGAGGACGGUGACCGAGCCGUGCAACGACCAGCCGUGCCCCAACUGGACCGUCAGCGAGUGGAGCGAGUGUCUGGUGACUUGUGGGAAGGGGAUGAGGCACCGCCAGGUGUCCUGCAGCGCGGCGGCCGGCGAGGACAAGCUGAGCGAGCACCUGUGCGACUCCUCCAGCAAGCCCCCCGCCGUGGGGAGCUGCGAGCUGCCCGAGUGUGCGUCCUGGCAGGUCGGCGUCUGGGGAGCGUGUGCGGUGACCUGUGGGCACGGUUACCAGAUGAGAGCCGUGAGGUGUGUGUCGGGGGAUUACGGCAACACGGUGGACGACAGGGAGUGCAAUGCUGCGGCGAGGCCCAGGGACAGUCAGGACUGCGAGAUGCCAGCGUGCCCAUGGGCCUCUCCGGCACAAAGCACGCCUCGUCCUGAUAACUCCGCUCAGCUCCUGAUACAGUGGCGAUACGGAUCCUGGACUGCGUGCUCGGUGUCCUGUGGAAAAGGGAAGCGGGCGCGUUACGUCAGCUGUAGAGACGCCCAGGGGGGCGUGGCCGACGAAUCGUACUGCGCCCACCUGCCUCGCCCUCCGGAGUACUCCGCCUGCUUCAGCCCCUGCGGCCAGUGGCAUGCCAGGGAGUGGUCUCCUUGUUCGGUGACCUGCGGCGUGGGCAGGAGCAGCAGGCAGGUGGUCUGUUCCCACUACCACCAGACGGUGGAGGCGUCUCUGUGCGACCCCGAGGAGAAGCCGGCCACGGAGCAGGAGUGCACCGCCGCGCCCUGCUCCCCCGUUCAUCACCGCCAGCGCAUCAACGACCAGCCCUACGGGUACCCCCAGGACCCCGGGCACCACCCCGGGCACAGCAGCUGGAACGUGCCCUCAGCGGACAACCAGUGGAGGACGGGACCCUGGGGCGCAUGCUCCAGCACCUGUGCAGGGGGCUUCCAGAGGAGGGUGGUGGUCUGUCAGGACGGAGAAGGCCGCAGUAACAGCUACUGCGACGAGAGGGUGAAGCCUGCCGAGUCCAAGAGCUGCGACUCCGGACCGUGUCCGCUGUGGAACUACGGCGUCUGGGGAGAGUGUACCCAAACCUGCGGCGGAGGAAGGAGGACCCGUCUGGUGGUGUGUCAAAGGCCCAACGGACAAAGGCUCAACGACUACAACUGCGACGUCCUGGACAAGCCGCCCGACAUGGAGCAGUGCAACCUGCAGCCCUGCCCGGGCUCCGCCUCCUGGCACCGCCGCCCCUGGAAGCCGUGCUCGGUGAGCUGCGGUCGGGGGACCAAACAGCGGGAAAUAGCCUGCGUUUAUCAAAACCAGACCAAAAUAGAGGAGGACCUCUGCAGUCAUCUGCCUCGGCCCCGGACGCAGAAGGCCUGCCGGGCCCAGCGAUGCCCCGGAUGGAAAGCCAACAGGUGGACGGAGUGUUCUGUGACCUGUGGAGUCGGAGUCCAGAACCGAGACGUGUACUGCCGGCUGAAACGGAGCGGACGGGUCCGAGAGGAUCUCUGCGACGCGCACGCCCGUCCUCCUGUUGUCCGGCCGUGCCAGACUGCAGAGUGCACGCAUUACUCGUGGGUCGCCGGUGAAUGGCAAGGAUGUAACGCGACGUGUGGAGAAGGCGUGCGGAGCAGGAAGGUGGGGUGCGUCGGUCCCGGGAUGGCACCCGCCCAGGAUGAUUACUGCGAGCCGUCGUCCCGGCCGUCAUCCCUGCAGCCCUGCAAGGAGGCUCCCUGUCACUAUAAGUGGAUGGCAGGGGGGUGGUCACAGUGCUCUGCCAGCUGCGGCGUCGGCUACCAGCAGCGCAUCGUCUCCUGCGCGGUGACGCCGUCCUCUCAAACGCAGCGCCGGUACGCUCCGUCUUCUUCCGUCAGCACGAACUGCCCCGAGCCGCACCCCGCCGCCACGCGGCCCUGCCUCCUCGCAGACUGCCCGCACACCACCUACUGGAAGGUCGGCCCGUGGAGCAAGUGCUCGCAGACCUGUGGAGCAGGAGUGAUGGAGCGCCGGGUGGAGUGUGUGAACCCGAAAGGCCACCUGUCCAAACACUGCCGCCAGUCUGAAAAACCAGAGUCUCAAGCUGCAUGUCAAGAGAGGGAAUGUCAGAUGUUCACUUCCUGCCGAGAGAUCCAGAUGAGGCGGGGCGUGAGGAUUGAUGGGGAGUACUACCUGAAAGUCAAGUCCCGGAUAUUGCAGAUUUACUGCGCCGAGAUGCAGACUGAUUUCCCGAAAGAGUACGUGACGCUACGCAGCGGUCAGACGGAUAACUACUCGGAGGUGUACGGCCACAGGCUACUGAACCCCUUUGAAUGUCCGUAUAAUGGAAGCCGGCGGCAGGACUGCGACUGCAGGAACGACUACUCCGCAGCAGGAUACACGCUCUUCCACAAAGUUCGCCUGGACCUGAGCUCUCUGAGGAUAAUGAUCACAGACCUCCAGUUUUCGCAGACUCUCCUCGGUCGACCCGUUCCCUUUGCCACAGCAGGAGAUUGUUACAGCGCGGCCAAGUGUCCACAGGGCCAGUUCAGCAUUAAUCUGAUUGGCACUGGUCUCAAGGUGGCCCAGGCCACCAAAUGGAUGUCUCAGGGCAACUAUGUUUCCGUCAAAGUCCACAGGUCUGAGGACGGGACAAGAAUCUACGGCCGCUGUGGUGGUUUCUGUGGGAAGUGCAUUCCCCAGGCUCACAGUGGCCUUCUCCUUCAAGUCCACUGACACACCAAACUCAUGAAUCCGUCUUGAACUCAGUAACCCGGGAGAAACACAAUAACAGUGAUUUGUUGGAUCCUGCAGCCACCUGCGGGCGCCGCGGGCCCGGAUCUGACAGUUAUCGUCCGAAACUAUAUCGUCCGCAGUUCCCAAAUGGCAGCUAAAGCAGACAAGACGUCUUCCGGCGAGCGGUGCUGCGGGGGCCGCCAUCAGGUCCCUUGGCCCGACGGCUCAGGAGGAGCCAGCGACGUCUGCAACAGUUCUGCAGCCGCUAUCGAGCACACCUGCACUUCAGAGCCGAACCUAAAAUUCUCUUUGCUUUCUUUUAACACCUGUUUUUAAUUCAAAUAAAGGAUACAGGACUGAGACAUAAUAAGGAAGGAGAAACACAAAUAGCAAAGAAACAGACUUUAUCUCAAAGCAAUCAUCGCAGCAGGGUCAAAAUUCAGAACUCAUCAAGAAGUAACUUUGGUUUC
Salarias fasciatus (jewelled blenny) is the source of this 6249-nucleotide messenger RNA. Its product is annotated as A disintegrin and metalloproteinase with thrombospondin motifs 20. The transcript is spliced from 39 exons. Lineage: Eukaryota; Metazoa; Chordata; Actinopteri; Blenniiformes; Blenniidae. The coding region runs from base 47 to 5779 and encodes 1910 amino acids. Gene Ontology annotation, biological process: proteolysis; extracellular matrix organization. The record is from RefSeq and is a predicted model, not a curated record. Gene Ontology annotation, cellular component: extracellular matrix. Gene Ontology annotation, molecular function: metalloendopeptidase activity; zinc ion binding.